AUGCCCACACUGGGUCUCGGAGUUGCUGUGAACGACGAAUGUGCGGAAGCGUGUAAGAUCGCGCUGCAGAACGGGUACAGAAUGAUCGACUCUGCCCGCCACUAUCGUAACGAAGCAGGAGUCGGAUCAGGCGUAAGACAAAGUGGCAUUAGUCGAGAAGAUAUCUUUAUCACUUCCAAGAUUUUCCAUAAUGAGUUUGGGUACGAUAGCACGCUGAGCGCGGUAAAUGACUCUAUAAAGAACCUAGGAUUUGGCUAUUAUGACCUCUACCUCAUUCACAGUCCCCGCACGGGAAAAGCGAACAGACUUGCGACGUACAAAGCUCUGCAAGAAGCAAAAGCAGCAGGCCUCGUGAGGUGCAUAGGUGUGUCGAACUACUCUGGAAAGCACAUUGACGAGAUAAUCGAGGCUGGGUAUGAGUUGCCGGAUGUGAACCAGUUGGAGCUCCACCCAUUCUGUCAGCAACGCCCUAUCAUCGAGUAUUGCACAGAACGCAACAUCGCCGUACAGGCCUAUACGCCCCUCGUGCGUGGCGCGAUGGACCACGCCGUCAUACAGGGGCUGGCGAAAAAGUAUGAGAAAGAUGGUGCGCAAAUCCUCAUUCGUUGGUCGCUCCAGAAAGGAUUCGUUCCCCUCCCGAAAUCCGCCAAUGAGCAGCGCAUCGUGUCCAAUGGGCAAGUUUACGAUUUCGAGAUUGCAGAGGCGGAUAUGGCCUUGUUGGACGCACUCGACCGUGGUGCGGAUGGAGCGGUCACCUGGAACCCUGUAGGUGCUGAGUGA
Molecule: messenger RNA, 780 nt
Organism: Serpula lacrymans var. lacrymans S7.9
Lineage: Eukaryota; Fungi; Basidiomycota; Agaricomycetes; Boletales; Serpulaceae
Exons: 8
Coding region: 1-780 (259 amino acids)
Molecular function (GO): oxidoreductase activity
Source: RefSeq, a predicted model, not a curated record